Nicotiana attenuata is the source of this 631-nucleotide messenger RNA. RefSeq names its product protein PLASTID REDOX INSENSITIVE 2-like. NCBI's taxonomy places the organism in Eukaryota, Viridiplantae, Streptophyta, Magnoliopsida, Solanales, Solanaceae. The record is from RefSeq and is a predicted model, not a curated record. The coding region runs from base 92 to 589 and encodes 165 amino acids. The transcript is spliced from 3 exons. Gene Ontology annotation, biological process: regulation of gene expression.
UGAUAAGCUCAUCUCAGUACAUGGGUUGGGCCUAUAUUUACUUCAACAUUCUUGGUUACAAGUCUUCUCCUCCCUCCAAAAAUCUCUAACAAUGGCGCUUCACAUUCUAACAUUCACCACUGCAGCACUUCCAAUUCCCUCCAAAAUAUUUAAUCAUUCAAUCCAACCAAGAAGCUCUCUCCACCUUCACUUCUCAAAAGCCAUCUCAACGAGGCACUUCUCAGUUCAUCACAGUUCAACACAGCCUCAGAAAUAUGUGUAUCCUGACCCAAUCCCUGAAUUUGCUGUUGCUGAGACACAGAAGUUCAAGGCUGAGCUAUUGAAGAAGCUGUUCAAAGAAAAGGAAAUAUUUGGAGACGAGCUUGACGAUGUUGUUAGUGUUUGUGCUGAGAUUUUUAAUGAAUUCUUGCACAAAGAAUAUGGAGGACCCGGGACACUACUGGUGGAACCUUUUACUGAUAUGAUGGUAGCUCUCAAAGAGAGGAAACUUCCAGGAGCGGCAUUGGCUGCGCGAGCAUCAUUAUUGUGGGCUCAAAAUUAUGUUGAUCAGGAUUGGGAGACUUGGAACUCAAAACGACUAAGGCAAUGAAAAUGGUCAUUUUAAUAAUCAUCGCUAAUCUUCAGAGUUGCU